Molecule: messenger RNA, 1665 nt
Organism: Mesocestoides corti
Lineage: Eukaryota; Metazoa; Platyhelminthes; Cestoda; Cyclophyllidea; Mesocestoididae
Source: the annotation of a GenBank genome assembly
CUCAAUGAUGGCACCACAGGAUUUAGUGCUUCUCCUGGCUUGGACGUAAACGUCUAUCCUGUUUAUGCUGCCAAUAUAACCGGUAAAGGCGUCAUUGCUAUUGUCGUUGACGAUGCUCUCGACACUACACAUGAAGAUCUGCGCCCGAAUAUUAGAAUGGACUUGACGGCCGAUUUGUUAAACUACACUCGUAAAGACGCGAGAGGCACUGACAUGCAAAUGAAGAAGUCGAAUGAUCAUGGAACAGAAGUUGCGGGACUCCUUGCUGCCGUGGCUAAUAACUCCAAGUGUGCCUUUGGCGUGGCCUACAACACUACGCUUGGUGGUGUUCGAUUGUUGGGCGAUAAGGUGACCGACUUCAUGGUGGGUGAGGCGCUGGUUCGUUUCUCGAAGGAGGCCAACAUGUACAUCUCGUCGUGGGGACCCAGCGACAACGGACGAGUUAUGCGCUCGCCGAAGAAGUACAUGAACUUCGCGCUCAACAGGACAGCACACAAGGGCAACCACGGCCGUGGCUCGGUGUUUCUCUUUCCCGCUGGCAACGGCGGUGAAGUGGACGACAACUGUGGCGCCGACGGCUUCGUCAACAACGUCCACGUGGUGUCGGUGAACGCCAUUGGCGAGAACGGACUGGCACCGGCCUAUGCGGAGCGCUGUGCCGCUGUCUCAAUCGCUGUGCCGAUUGGCGGGGCACCCGACAAGGUCACCUUCCGCCACCAGAUCUCCCGUCGACAUUUUUUUGUGUCAACCACGGAUAUCAACAAUCGCUGCACAAAACAGUUUGUUGGAACCUCGGCCUCCAAUCCGAUGGUCGGCGGCGUUAUCGCCCUUGCCAUGGAAGUUAAUCCAAAUCUCACCGCAAGGGAUGUAGCCGCCAUUCUCUCGUUCAGUGGUCGUAUUCCAGUAGCUGCGGCGACAGAUUUCAACAUCAACGGAGGCGGGAUGUUGGUGAGUCACACCUAUGGAGCGGGUCUUUUGAACGCAGUUCGAAUGGUGAAUUUGGCAAAGAAUUGGAAUCCACUCGGACAACGAUUCUCCUGUCUUCAGAGUCGUGGUGAAAUGUGGCAGAGAGGAAGACAUCAAUACCAGAAAAUGUCGAAACUCUUCAAGAAAUACACCUUUGAAAAACUCAUCUUCCCUGGCAAGGCGACCGCCUUCACAUUCACUUUCUCACAGUCCGACUGUCCAGUUGAGGUCCUGGAGUUGGUUCGUGUGGAGAUGCAUUGGGCGCACGAACGCCGCGGUUCGCUAGACGUCUGGCUCAUCUCCCCCAGCGGGCAGGUAGCCAAUCUUCUGGCGCCACGUCAUCGCGAUCGUUUCAGCGGCAUCAGUCACAUGUCCUGGAAGAGCCUCAUUCACACAGGCGAACGGUGCCACGGUAAUUGGACAUUGAUGGUUAUGGACAAACAACCCAGAGGAUUGCACCACCGCUAUUUCGCAAAAAAGCCAAGCGGAUUUGUGCGUUUCGUUAGCAUGGAGAUGCUUGGCACUCGCGCUGCCGAUAGUGCGUUUGAGAAGAACAAGGAAGCCAUCUCCAAGCACUGGUUGCGCAUUCAAAACAGAACUCGAAGUAUCAAUCGAGCUGUGUACCUCCGUCCGCAGACUCUGCACAAAAUUUACGACUGGCAACGUUGGGACGCGUUGAGUGAAGAUGUAGAACCCUAG